GAUCGCGAAGCAGUUCGAGAGGCCUGUGCUAGGCUGGGGGAUGCGCGGUACAGAUGUCUAGACACUGAGGGCAAAAAACAGGUUCCUUGGGAAGAAUGGCAGAUAACAUAAGGAAGUGGCCUAAGUUGUUGUGGAAGAGGGCAGCAGCCCCUUUAGAACCUGCAAGACCAGGAUUCUGAAGGGACUCUCUGCUAUGGCAGGCAAGCGUGGUCAUCCGGGGGCCCACCAUGCUGGUGACUGCCUACCUGGCUUUUGUGGGCCUCCUGGCCUCUUGCCUGGGGCUGGAGCUGUCAAGAUGCCGGGCUAAGCCCCCUGGAAGGGCCUGCAGCAAUCCCUCCUUCCUUCAAUUUCAGCUGGACUUCUAUCAGGUCUACUUCCUGGCCCUGGCAGCUGACUGGCUCCAGGCCCCCUACCUGUAUAAACUCUAUCAGCAUUACCACUUCCUGGAGGGACAAAUUGCCAUCCUGUAUGUCUGUGGCCUUGCCUCUACAGUUCUCUUCGGCCUGGUAGCCUCCUCCCUUGUGGAUUGGCUGGGUCGCAAGAAGUCUUGUGUCCUCUUCUCUCUCACUUACUCUCUGUGUUGCUUAACCAAACUCUCCCAGGACUACUUUGUGCUGCUGGUGGGCCGAGCACUUGGUGGGCUGUCCACUGCCCUCCUCUUCUCAGCAUUUGAGGCCUGGUACAUCCAUGAACACGUGGAGCGGCAUGAUUUCCCUGCUGAGUGGAUCCCAGCUACCUUUGCUCGAGCUGCCUUCUGGAACCACGUGCUGGCUGUAGUGGCAGGUGUGGCAGCUGAGGCUGUGGCUAGCUGGAUGGGACUCGGGCCUGUAGCACCCUUUGUGGCUGCCAUUCCUCUCCUGGCUCUAGCUGGGGCCUUGGCCCUUCGAAACUGGGGAGAGAACUAUGACCGGCAGCGUGCCUUCUCAAGGACCUGUGCUGGAGGCCUGCGCUGCCUCCUGUCAGACCGCCGUGUGCUGCUGCUGGGCACCAUACAGGCCCUAUUUGAGAGUGUCAUCUUCAUCUUUGUCUUCCUCUGGACACCUGUGCUGGACCCACAUGGAGCCCCAUUGGGCAUUGUCUUUUCCAGUUUCAUGGCAGCUAGUCUGUUGGGUUCUUCCCUGUAUCGGAUUGCUACCUCCAAGAGGUAUCACCUUCAGCCCAUGCAUCUGCUCUCCCUUGCCGUCCUCGUUGUCGUCUUCUCUCUCUUCAUGUUGACUUUCUCCACCAGCCCAGGCCAAGAGAGUCCAGUGGAGUCCUUUAUUGCUUUUCUUCUUAUUGAAUUGGCCUGUGGCCUAUACUUUCCCAGCAUGAGCUUCCUGCGGAGAAAGGUGAUCCCGGAGACAGAGCAAGCUGGUGUACUAAACUGGUUCCGUGUGCCCCUGCACUUACUGGCCUGCCUAGGUCUCCUUGUCCUCCAUGACAGUGAUCGAAAGACAGGCACUCGGAAUAUGUUCAGCAUCUGCUCUGCCGUCAUGGUGAUGGCUCUGCUGGCAGUGGUGGGACUCUUCACUGUGGUAAGGCAUGAUGCUGAGCUGCGGGUGCCCUCACCCACCGGGGAACCCUAUGCCCCUGAGCUCUAGCCUUGUUCUAGGACAAGGGGUCUGGGAUGGAUUCUUUUUUUUUUUUUUUUUUUUUUUUU
This is a messenger RNA of Fukomys damarensis (Damara mole-rat), 1639 nucleotides long. RefSeq names its product major facilitator superfamily domain containing 5 (gene Slc61a1). The transcript is spliced from 2 exons. The record is from RefSeq and is a predicted model, not a curated record. Gene Ontology annotation, cellular component: membrane. The coding region runs from base 228 to 1580 and encodes 450 amino acids. Gene Ontology annotation, biological process: molybdate ion transport. Lineage: Eukaryota; Metazoa; Chordata; Mammalia; Rodentia; Bathyergidae. Gene Ontology annotation, molecular function: molybdate ion transmembrane transporter activity.